This is a messenger RNA of Purpureocillium lilacinum, 573 nucleotides long. RefSeq lists its product as uncharacterized. NCBI's taxonomy places the organism in Eukaryota, Fungi, Ascomycota, Sordariomycetes, Hypocreales, Ophiocordycipitaceae. The record is from RefSeq and is a predicted model, not a curated record.
AUGGCCUCAUACUACCACUACAAUGCGCAAACGGCGCACGCCGCCCCCAUGUCGCACAACCACCACCACCACGGCGGCGGCGGUCGCAACCGCCGUGCGCCUCGGCUCUCCGUCUCCCAGAACGCGCACAGGCAGUUCCGCGGCGCUCGCAGCAUGAAGGACCUCAACGAGUCGGCUGCCCUGUCCGCGUUCCGCAUGAAGUUCGAGGCCGGCCGCUCCUUCGAGCUCGAGGACGACCUUGAGUUCUGCCCCAACCUGUUGACCGAGACCGACCUGGUUUCCAUCUCCAGCGCCUCGGAACGCUCGUCGCUCGCGAGCAACUCGCCCGAGUCCUCGCCCACGCAGCAGCCCCAGACGGUUGCUCCGGGAUUCUCUCUCAACUCGUCCUCCCCCGCCUUCAUCCCUCCCAGCUUCCACAGCCAGCAGUCGAGCAUCAAGCUCCACCAGCCCUCGGCCACGCGCGGCCGCAACGCCAUCCCCAUCAUCAACCCUGCGACUGGCAUCUCCAUGUCCAGCCCGCCGCCCUCGGUGUCGCCCGCCGGCAUGCAGACGCCGCUCGGCCGUCGGUGGUAA